AUGGUGACGAUAUGGAACGGUCAAGAGUGUACCAAGUGUGGUAACAAAUGUCGAAGGGCUCAAGAGUGUAAUUGCUGUCCUUGGUGUUGUUAUGAGUGCAAUAAGGCAGGUGUGGAAAAUUGCGAUGUAUGUUGGUAUCAUAUCUGGAAGCGCAAAGGAGGCUCGAUGCGUUACGAUUGCAGGAAUUUCGGUUGUGAAACAAAAUGUGCAGGCAAGGAGCACACAUGUCAAUGUACAUGUUGUAGAGCGAAAUGUCAAGUACCUGGCGCCUGCAGUCCCCCCGCUCCGCGGCCUCCCGUACCUUCCCCCGGUGCUGAGCGUCAGACAAGUGAACGGAGGUUGACCGAUUCCUCCACUGAAGAAAGUUCCGCUCGCAGUUCCGAUGCAGAAACCUCCACACCUCCCCCCCCUGACCCCCAAGCCAUCGCCGCCGUCAUCGUUGCCAUCAUCGUCGCCAUCGUCCUGCUCGACCUGUGCAUCUUCCGCUUCCCGGUGGGCCGCAACAUCCGCGAUUUCCUCGUCCGGAAGAUACCGUUCUGCAUCGCGUUCUACAGCUAA
Babesia bigemina is the source of this 558-nucleotide messenger RNA. RefSeq lists its product as hypothetical. The transcript has a single exon. NCBI's taxonomy places the organism in Eukaryota, Apicomplexa, Aconoidasida, Piroplasmida, Babesiidae. Bases 1 to 558 code for a protein of 185 amino acids. The record is from RefSeq and is a predicted model, not a curated record.